CACUCAAAGAAAAAGAAAAUCAACAAAAACAAAAUCGGAGCAGAGCUGAGCAAGCUACUGACCUCAACUCAAUUAUCUCUACUUCAAAUGAAACCCUACAACCGGAAACUCUUCCUCUACUAUGACUCUCCUUACCCUACCACCACCAACUCGUUACCGCCGAUCCAGCUCCCCGCCACCUUAAACUCCACCUCAUCUCCGCCGUCUUCAUCCAAAAAGCCACCUCUGUACAACUCUCAUUUUGACUUCUCCAUGGUUCUCACUGUAGUCGUUCUCCUCACAGCUCUCUUCUUCAUGGGAUUUUUCUCAAUUUAUAUUCGUCGUUUCUCUGAAGACCCAACAGUUCAUCUCUCUCGUAGACGGCGUUACCGUGGUGGCCCACUUAACUCGUUUCCGUUCCCCUCUGAUCUUCACCGUGUCUCGGCUUCAAUCAAAGGACUUGACCCAAUAACCAUUCGAUCGUUGCCGGUAUAUUCUUACCGUGGGAAUGCCAAGUACCAGAUAGAUUGCCCCAUUUGUCUGAGCGAGUUUGAAGAGAAGCAGCGUCUUAAAACGAUACCGCUUUGCAAACAUGUUUUCCACGUCGAAUGUAUUGACACGUGGCUUUCUUCCCACGUCUCCUGUCCCGUAUGUAGAGGGACCAGGUUGUUCGAGAGCAUGAACGGCGACGGUAGCGGUGAAUUGGGUGUAACGCAGGAGAGGAUUGAUCAGUGUGUCAGUCAGUCAUCUUCGGUUGAUAUCAGUGACACGUGUACGGUGAUGGAAACGAUACCGAUGAUGAGGAGAGCGAGCAGCUGUUCAAAUUUACAUCAACGGCCCAUGUUGCGACGAACGUUGAGCUUUUGAUGCUUACAAGUUCCGAUGCGACUGACAAGCAACAUAUGUUAAUAAAAAAAAUUAGUACAUAAUUAAUAUGCAAUUACACUAGUUUCUAGGUAAAUCUAGGGGAUUCAUUUUUAAUUUGUUGUUAAGUUGCUUUCUUUAGCCACAUAAUACAAGAAGAAUAAAGUGGAGAAAGCGACGUGGCAUUUAGAGAAUCCCAUUAAGGAAAGCAAAAUCCUUGUACUUAUCCACUUCUAUUAUUCUUGAUAUUUUUUUAUUGUA
Hibiscus syriacus is the source of this 1104-nucleotide messenger RNA. RefSeq names its product RING-H2 finger protein ATL57-like. The transcript has a single exon. The record is from RefSeq and is a predicted model, not a curated record. NCBI's taxonomy places the organism in Eukaryota, Viridiplantae, Streptophyta, Magnoliopsida, Malvales, Malvaceae. Bases 88 to 846 code for a protein of 252 amino acids.